AUGGGCAGUGUCCGAGUCAACCGGUACAGCAUUGUCUCAACUGAAGAGGAUGGGCAGAAGGUCUCUGCACUGGGCAGCAUGAACGGGCACAGCCGGAACGGGAAGGGCCAUGCUCCUCGGCGGAAGCACCGCAACCGUUUUGUGAAGAAGAACGGCCAGUGCAAUGUCUACUUCGCCAACCUGAGCAACAAGUCUCAGCGCUACAUGGCCGACAUCUUCACCACCUGUGUGGACACGCGCUGGCGGUACAUGCUUAUGAUCUUCUCCGCCGCCUUCCUGGUCUCCUGGCUCUUCUUUGGCUUCCUCUUCUGGUGCAUCGCUUUCUUCCAUGGUGACCUCAGUGCACCAGCAGUGGGAAGUAGUCCCUCUCUCCUCAAACCCUGCAUCAUGCAUGUGAACAGCUUCCUAGGGGCUUUUCUUUUCUCAGUGGAGACACAGACAACCAUUGGGUAUGGCUUCCGUUGUGUGACUGAGGAGUGCCCGCUGGCUAUCAUGGCAGUUGUGGUCCAGUCCAUCGUGGGCUGCGUUAUUGACUCCUUCAUGAUUGGCACUAUCAUGGCCAAGAUGGCAAGGCCCAAGAAGCGGGCCCAGACCCUCCUCUUUAGUCAUCAUGCGGUCAUCUCCGUGCGGGAUGGCAAACUGUGCCUCAUGUGGAGGGUGGGCAACCUGAGGAGGAGUCACAUCGUGGAGGCCCAUGUCCGAGCACAGCUCAUCAAGCCCUACAUGACAGAGGAAGGGGAAUACCUUCCCCUGGACCAACGGGACCUAAAUGUAGGCUAUGAUGUGGGUCUUGAUCGUAUAUUUUUGGUCUCACCCAUUAUUAUUGUUCAUGAGAUUGAUGAGGAAAGCCCACUCUAUGGGAUUGGCAAGGAGGAGCUGGAGACAGAGAACUUUGAGAUUGUGGUUAUUUUGGAGGGGAUGGUGGAAGCCACAGCCAUGACCACACAGGCACGAAGCUCUUACCUUGCUAGUGAAAUCCUCUGGGGUCAUCGUUUUGAACCAGUUGUGUUUGAGGAGAAGAACCACUACAAAGUGGAUUAUUCACGCUUUCACAAGACCUAUGAGGUAGCCGGCACGCCUUGCUGCUCAGCCCGGGAGCUGCAAGAAAGCAAGAUGACUAUCCUACCUUCUCCCCCACCUCCUAGUGCCUUCUGCUAUGAGAAUGAGCUGGCACUUGUCAGUCAAGAUGAAGAUGAAGAUGAUGACGAAGUGGGUGUGGUGUUAGGGGGCAGCACCAAGGAGGAAGGAGGUAUCAUCCAGAUGAUGGAUUUUGGAAGCCAUCUGGACCUGGAGCGGCUCCAGGCAACUCUGCCUCUAGAUACAAUCUCAUACCGCAGGGAGUCAGCCAUCUAACGCCUCCAUCCUCCCCGUUUCACGCCCACCACCCACAGUCUCCUCUGUUCUGCACCCAUACACUGGAUAAGUCCCUUGACCACUAAACAAAGCCUCCCAUGACUGCCUCUCAGCCCCUGAGUACAUCAAGGCCUGGAGCUGCUCUGAUAUACUCCCUUUCCCCUGAAGUCAUACUGCCUGGAAGAGGAGUGAGGAUACACUGCUCUUCCUGGGUGUGCAGCUUCUGCUGGGACCUCUUUCCUGCCCAGAGACAGGAGAGCAGCAGGCCUGGUUUCUUGUCUCUGGAGAGGUGACAGGAGUCCCUGCCUACAACAGACAGACUGGGACCCACAGCAAGUGUUUCUGCUGCUGAGGCAACAGCAGACUUUCUGUCCACUCUCAAUAUGGGUAGGCCCCAUGGCUGUCAAGAGUCAUGGCAUUCGCUAGGAGAGGAGCAAUACCUAAGCACUGACC
Messenger RNA from Acanthisitta chloris (rifleman), 1806 nucleotides. It is a transcript of the gene KCNJ4, whose product is annotated as potassium inwardly-rectifying channel, subfamily J, member 4. Gene Ontology annotation, cellular component: plasma membrane. Gene Ontology annotation, molecular function: inward rectifier potassium channel activity. Lineage: Eukaryota; Metazoa; Chordata; Aves; Passeriformes; Acanthisittidae. The transcript has 2 exons. Gene Ontology annotation, biological process: regulation of monoatomic ion transmembrane transport; potassium ion import across plasma membrane. The record is from RefSeq and is a predicted model, not a curated record. The coding region runs from base 1 to 1353 and encodes 450 amino acids.